Molecule: messenger RNA, 1515 nt
Organism: Pteropus alecto (black flying fox)
Lineage: Eukaryota; Metazoa; Chordata; Mammalia; Chiroptera; Pteropodidae
Gene: DRAXIN
Product: dorsal inhibitory axon guidance protein
Exons: 6
Coding region: 1-1050 (349 amino acids)
Biological process (GO): Wnt signaling pathway; axon guidance
Cellular component (GO): extracellular region
Source: RefSeq, a predicted model, not a curated record
AUGGCUGGGCCCACCACCCACGCUGCCCCCAUGCUGUUCCUUGCUCUCCUGGUGCUGUUGGAGCUGAGCCUGGCAGGCUCCCUGGGACCCGGAACCUCUGCUCGGAACCUCCCUGAGAAUCACAUCAGCCUCCCAGGCCCAGCACUGCGGACACCUCAGGCCGGCCACCACCGCCGGCGGGGCCUAGACAAGAAGGAGCAGGGUCCCGGCAUGCCUAGCUGGGCCCAGGACGGCGCUGCGGUCACCUCCACCAGGCAGGCCUCCAGGCUGCCAGGGGCUGGGGCGCCGUUGCCUGGGAAGAGUCCCGCGGGCCUGCUGCUGCAGGACAAGGGUCUGCUCCUGGGGCUGGCACUGCCCUCCCCUGGGAAGGAGAACCGGUCUCCAGGGUCAGAGAGGGUGAAGAAACGUGGCAGGGAGCACAAGAGGCGCAGAGAGAGGUCGAAACUGCACAGAGGCCGAGCCUUGGUCCGAGGUCCCAGCUCCCUGAUGAAGAAAGUGGAGCUCUCUGAAGACCAGGCUCCAGAUACCACGAUGGAGGAAUCUUCCACGAGCCUGGCCCCCACCAUACUCUACCUAACCACCUUUGAGGCAGCACCUGCCACGGAAGAGUCCCUGAUCCUGCCUGUCACAUCCCUGUGGCCCCAGGCUCAGCCCAGGCCUGACGGAGACGUGAUGCCCACGCUGGACAUGGCCUUGUUUGACUGGACCGAUUACGAGGACUUAAAACCUGAGGUCUGGCCCUCUGCAAAAAAGAAAGAGAAAAACCGGGGUAAACUUUCCAGUGAUGCUAACGAAACCUCACCAGCCGAAGGGGAGCCGUGUGACCAUCACCAAGACUGCCUACCAGGGACGUGCUGCGACCUGCGGGAGCAUCUCUGCACACCCCACAACCGGGGCCUCAACAACAAAUGCUUCGACGACUGCAUGUGUGUGGAAGGGCUGCGCUGCUAUGCGAAAUUCCACCGGAACCGCAGGGUCACACGGAGGAAGGGGCGCUGCGUGGAGCCCGAGACAGCCAACGGGGACCAGGGAUCCUUCAUCAACGUCUAGCGCCCCACGGGAGGCGCCUCCCCGCUGGCCUGGGGCCUGAGUGCGGGAGGUUUGGAGGAGCCGGCAAUUUGUUUAUAACUAGCGGUGGGAGAGCGAAUAGGGGACCAGAAGACCGAGGCUGCGCUGGGGAACUGCCUGCGCAGGAGCCAAGCGGCAGCUCACCUGCACCCGGCACCCAGCCCCUGGGGACUCCUGCGGCCUGCGCGUCCGGAUGCCCGGGUGCUCCGCGAUGGCAAUGUCGAGAGUGCCCUCUACUGUCCGACUGCAGCACUGCAACAGCUUCGAGUUUAAAUGAAGAGGUUUUUGCGGAAAAGAAACACAAACUUCCUGAGAGAUAGGGAACCCAAGGGCGGGAGCUGAAUACGGAACACCGCUUAUGUGCCAGGCACUGUGCUAAACGCGGGGCAUACCUUAUUCCACUUAGCUGUCGCAUGACCUCUUCAAGUAAGCACUGUCACCAUUUUA